This is a messenger RNA of Coturnix japonica (Japanese quail), 511 nucleotides long. RefSeq names its product S100 calcium binding protein A13 (gene S100A13). Gene Ontology annotation, molecular function: calcium ion binding; calcium-dependent protein binding. The record is from RefSeq and is a predicted model, not a curated record. NCBI's taxonomy places the organism in Eukaryota, Metazoa, Chordata, Aves, Galliformes, Phasianidae. Gene Ontology annotation, cellular component: perinuclear region of cytoplasm.
GCUGCUGCCGUAUGGGGAGGGGACGGGAAGCAGCUGCCGGGCGGUGACUGCAACGGGAAACCCAACGGGAAGCCCUGCACAGGGUUGAGGGACCUCACGCUACAAUCCACUGCUGUAAGACCCCGCGGGGGGCUGCGGCCGAGUGGGGACUCUCCCUGCAGCUCCGAUGGCCGCAGUUGAGCUGACCCCAGUGGAAAUGGCCAUCGAGACCAUGGUCACCGUGUUCAUCUCCCACACGAGGAAGGGGGGUCAGAUAGGGACACUGACGGCCACUGAGCUCCAGGAGCUGCUCCGGCUGCAACUGCCCAAUGUAAUAAAGGACAUCCCAUCCCUGGAGGAGCAGAUUAGGAAGCUGGAUGUGAGCACCGACCAGGAACUGACGUUUGAAGAGUUCUGGAGGCUGAUGGGAGAGUUGGUCCAGGCCCUGUGGAGGGAGAGAGAGGGGAGAAAGAAGUGAUGGGGAGGGGGACGCUCAUAAAGCAAAAUAAAGAAGCUUUAACAGGCUUGGAAA